AUGUCCAACGGACUCCAUUUGCAGCCUGCAGGACGCUGUAGGUUGGAUGGCGGGUUGGGCCCUGCGACGGGCGUGUCGGUAGACUGCUCUAGGGUUUAUGGACCGGGGGGCGCGCAACCAGACCACCUCCACGUGGUGCGCCCUGGGCUGUCUGCUUCGCGGCAGACAGGCGAAGAGUCUGAGUCCAAGUCUUUGUCGCAAGGCCAGCAUGCUGUGCUUGUCUGGGCAUCUCCUUUUUCUGCCCACUUUCUUAGACCUGCAGAACUGUCUAUCGAGCUCGUUGUCUUGUCUUGUCUCGUUUGUCUUGUCUUGUCUCGUUUGUCUUGUCUUGUCUCGUUUGUCUUGUCUUGGCAAGUGCGCCACCAAAUUGAAACAUCUGCAUUCAAACCAUCAAAGCAACAGCCUCUUGCAGAACGAUCAAACUCUAUUUCGACCAUUCCAUCGCAACAACAUGCAUAA
Lobosporangium transversale is the source of this 459-nucleotide messenger RNA. RefSeq lists its product as hypothetical. The record is from RefSeq and is a predicted model, not a curated record. Bases 1 to 459 code for a protein of 152 amino acids. Lineage: Eukaryota; Fungi; Mortierellomycota; Mortierellomycetes; Mortierellales; Mortierellaceae. The transcript is spliced from 2 exons.